Messenger RNA from Talpa occidentalis (Iberian mole), 244 nucleotides. RefSeq names its product small EDRK-rich factor 2. The record is from RefSeq and is a predicted model, not a curated record. The transcript has a single exon. Lineage: Eukaryota; Metazoa; Chordata; Mammalia; Eulipotyphla; Talpidae. The coding region runs from base 30 to 209 and encodes 59 amino acids.
GGAGGCAGGCCGGAGCCGCUGCCAUCGCCAUGACCCGCGGUAACCAGCGCGAGCUCGCCCGCCAGAAGAAUAUGAAAAAGCAGAGUGACUCCGUUAAAGGAAAGCGCCGAGAUGACGGGCUAUCUGCUGCCGCCCGCAAGCAGAGGGACUCGGAGAUCAUGCAGCAGAAGCAGAAAAAGGCAAACGAGAAGAAGGAAGAACCCAAGUAGCUUUGUGGCUUCGUGUCCAACCCUCUUGCCCUUCG